AUGCGUGCUGCUUCAAGAAUUUGUCAAAUUGCUAAAGUAUUAGCCAAACCAUCAAUUUCAAAACAAUUCUCCCAGACAAGACAAUUAUUUAACACAAUGAAACUUCUCACAGUUCAACCAGAACUUACAGCUGCUUUGAAAACAGAAAUUGAAGCUGAGAUGAAACUUGAAGCUGAAAAUCUUAGAGGUGCUUCACCACCAACUAUUCCAGGAUUUACCUUAUCAACUAAUGAUGCUGAAGUAAGACUUACAAAAAUGCAUGGAUCAGAAAAAAUUGAUGUUAUAUUCAAUGUUAAUCACUCCGUCGAAAUGGGAGAUGAAUCCUCUGAAUCUGCUGAUCCUGUUGCUUUACCACCAUUUACAAUUGAAAUUACCAAGGGAGACCAACGUUUUUGCUUCCAUAUGGAACUCGUUGAAACUGAAAAUGGUUCAUUUGAUUUUUCUGUUGAGGAAUACUAUGUUGCUCCUGCAGCCAAAGCAAAUAAUGAAGAUGUACCAGAAAGUGUCUAUGCUUCAUCUGGAAGAUAUAUUGAUCCAAAAUUACACGAUCUUUUAUUUAUUAGAUACUUGGAGGAGAGAGGAUUCGAUCAACAAUUUUGCCUCGACUUGGUUCAAUUUGCCACGCAUUAUGAACACAAUAGAUAUGUUGAUUUGUUAAAGAGAAUUGACAACUUUGUUAGUAAACCAUAA
This is a messenger RNA of Strongyloides ratti, 690 nucleotides long. RefSeq names its product Mitochondrial glycoprotein family-containing protein. Gene Ontology annotation, cellular component: mitochondrial matrix. The transcript has 2 exons. NCBI's taxonomy places the organism in Eukaryota, Metazoa, Nematoda, Chromadorea, Rhabditida, Strongyloididae. Bases 1 to 690 code for a protein of 229 amino acids. The record is from RefSeq and is a predicted model, not a curated record. Gene Ontology annotation, biological process: cytosolic ribosome assembly.